CUAACUUUACUUAAAUGUUUUUAGGGCUAAAUAACCGUAUUUUGUUUGUGUGCGCACAAGGACGUACAGUAGUCGCAAGCGCAUGGCACGCGGUGUGGGUUGUGCAAUGUAACUCGAGGGGCGUUCCUCCUGGACCUAUAAGGAAGGUGGCACGUGUUGAGGCGUAGUGUCUGUGUGUCUGUGUGGUUGACGAGACGCGUGAACGGCUCCUCGACUGCAGGGCGAUUAUCGUGAGACCAAGUUGCCUCGAAGUCCUUUGGUCUUCAGAUAAGGGCUGCCUGCUGCUGCUGCUAUCACCAGGAAUAUGGCAGGGAUUCCGCCAGGAACGGGACCGUACCCGGUUGGCUGCACGGAUGUAAUGACUCCACACGGCGUGCAGGGCAGCUUCAUGCGCGUUUACUACCCAGCUCGUGAUGCCGUGGUGAAGCAGCCCAAGGUGAACCCGCAGCCGCUGUGGAUUCCUCGCCGGGAGUACACGGGCGGGCUCGUCAACUUCCUCAACCUCAACCCGUGCUUCACGAGCUUCUUCACCUUCAUGUUCGCUUCGUACCAUGUUCCUGUGGAAUGGAACGCACCGUUUCGUUCUGGAGAGAAGUUUCCGCUCAUCAUAUUUUCUCACGGCCUGGGGGCCUUCAGGACCCUGUACUCGACAGUCUGCGUGGAGAUGGCGUCACGGGGCUUCAUUGUAGGUGCGGUCGAGCACAGAGACCUGUCUUCCUCGGCCACUUACUUCAUUCGGCCAAAAGAGGGCGAGGGAGGGACAGCGGCUGAGGCGGCGGCGUGUGAUGGGGAGGAGAAAGCGGCACUGCACAACGGCGAGUGCAUGCAGGAGGUGUGGCUGCCCUACCGCAAGCUGCUGCCCGGAGAGAAGGAGUUCCCCCUGCGUAACCAGCAGGUUCACCAGCGCGCGGAUGAGUGCGUGCGCGGCCUGCGUCUGCUGGAGGACAUUAACGAAGGCCGUCCCAUUCAGAACGUGCUCCCCUCAGGCUUUGACUUCCAGCAGCUGAAGGGAAGCAUGGACCUGGAGAAGCUGUCGGUGAUGGGGCAUUCGUUUGGAGGAGCCACUGCAAUCGUCUCUCUGACCAAAGAGCCCCGGUUCAGGUGUGCUGUGGUCAUGGACAGCUGGAUGCUGCCGAUCGAGAGGGACCUGUACCCCAACGUCACGCAGCCGAUCUUCUUCAUCAACACGGAGAAGUUCCAGUGGGUGGCGAACAUCCAGAGCCAGCGGCAGCUCGACUCCAGCACCGUCGAUCGCAGGAUGAUCACCAUCCUGGGCACGGUGCACCAGAGCCAGGCCGACUUCACCUUUGUGACGGGCUCCUUUCUGGGAAAACUGGCCAAGACGCGGGGAACGCUGGACCCCUUGACCGCCAUCCACAUCAACAACAGGGCCUCGCUGGCCUUUCUGCAAAAGCACCUGGAACUCGACAAGGACUUCUCCCAGUGGGACAGCCUGUUGGACGGGAAGGGCGAGCACGUGAUCCGUGGGACCAACGUCGUCAUGCCGAGCGUUCCCCCGUCGCAGCUCUGAUUCCCAGGGGGCGGGUCUUCGCGGCAUCCCCCUCCCCGGCGUUCAAGGUUUGGCUGUGGAGGUCGCAAAUUCUUGCCGGUGCCACCGUGGUGAGCGGCCCUAGCGCCUGCUCUUUUUUUAAUUAUUAUUAUUAAAUGGCCUCAUUUGAUCCGCCUGCACUGUAUUAUGUAACGCGACAUUCCAAAGCGAAACGGACAAGUGUAUAAUCGCGUGUAAAAACAACAGAUUGUUCGCCAUACGUUUUACGCGGGUUGAUAUGCAAGUACCUUAGGUUAGCACGGUUGGCUACGUGCGGUGCGAAAGAAGUUCAACGUACAUAUACAUGUUGAGCUGUUUAUAGACACCCCGCUGAUUUCUAACUCCCCUUCUCACUUUCUUCUCAGCAGGUGCUUGAAUAUUGUGAAGGCGGUUGCUCCGUGUCUUGCAGGGGAGAGUGAGAGUUUUUUUGUUGAGUAAUUUGGGCUUUGGUGGGAAAUGUGUCGAGGCUCUCCAGCAAGAUGUUGUCAUCUGUAAAGUUUCUAACGGUAAUUUUAGUGUGGUAUCGACAAUUAGAUCACCCUGUAUGAUGACGGUACGGGAAAAGAAAUGUAACUUUACUUGGAGAAGUUGACUUAACGUCUGACGUGUAGGCUUUCGCGACCAAUAUUAUUCGUAAUAAUGUUUUUUUCUUUUUGGUUUAGAUGGCGUAAGUAGAAAUGUGUCGAUAACCUGCCACCACCCGACACAGCCAAUUAUUAAUGUUUGUCACGUGACUAAAAGGCGCCAAUUAUUAAUUACUUCAGCACAAGUGGUGUGUUGCAGAGUAAUUCCAUAACAUUUACAAUUUGAGUGCUGUGACGUUUCAUUGGUAACUGCAUCUGGCAUCAUCAGGUGAUUUGCCAGAAUUGUCAAAAUCGCCCGAUGAUGCUGGAUGUAAUUAACAGCAAACCGUCAUGGUACUCCGAUUGUAAAUAUUGUGAAUUUACUCUCCAAUACACUGGUGGGCUGAAGUCGUAAGCAAUUGGCACGUUUUGUUUACGUGACAAACCUUGCUCAUUGGCUGCGUCGGGUGGUGGCGGGUUAACGACACAUUUAUACUUCCACGAUCUUAGCCCAAAAAUCGUUAUUGUGACUUACCGUCUGUUUAAAUUUUGAUUUAAAGCUUUCGUGACUGCAGUGAUUCAUAUUCUUGGUUCUUUCGGUAAAGUCACGUUGAAGGGAAACAAUGAAAUAAUUAAAUAUAUAUAAAAUAAUUAAAUAUAUAGAACACAAUAAAUUUUUUUAUAUAUACCGAAAGAACCAAGAAUAUAUUACCGUCUGUUUGUUAUAUAUUCAUUACGUAACUAUGAGUAGCUAAUAAUGAAUUUUAACUGCCUAAUGUAAAGUAAUGAAGCCUUCAUUUAGGAAAGCUUCAUUGAGUUAUGAAACACUUUUUUAAGGAGGGUCUUGCAUUAACUAAUUCGUCAAUGAGUAUGAACACCGUAUAUUAGUGCGUAGGUGUUCGUGAUAUUUCUAUGUAGCUCUCCGAUGUGUUUUUUGGGUUGUUCCGCGUGUUGUUCAGUGUGAUGUCCGACGUUUCGCUCCAUGCGCUCACUUCCUCGCUUGAUUACAGGGCUGUUGCUGGUGUUGUCUGCUCUCGAUGCUGAUUGGCUCAGCUCUCUCUACCUAGUUCCCUCUCAAGCAAAAAUGUGACUUUUGCUCUCAAGCAAAAAUGUGACUUUUGCUUGAGAGGAAACCAGAGUACCCGGAUAAAGCUGUUCAUCUGAGUAUCUGGGGACAUGUCAGACCGUGCAACAUCUCGUGAACGAUUGCCCAAUCAGAUAAUUUAACGGCGAUCUGAGACAAAUCCACGCGGCUACUCCUGAAGCAGUCGAAUGCGAUAUGAAAUCGCGAUAUGAAAACUCGACGUAAAUUUAUAAUCUGUUGAAAUCCCCAAAAAAUGCACACCGGAGAGCUCUGAAGGCACAAGCGUUGGUGCUGUUCAGUCGAGGCACGUGGUCUUAAAUACAACCAACGUAUUUUAAACGCACUGCUGAUAAGGACUGGCAUAUUUUGCAUUGUAUUUUCCUGCAUUUGUUUAGUCUUUUUUUAAAGUUCAGAAUAAUGAAAAGUUGUUUGAACCGCUUUGGGAUUUUAUUUUAUUUGAAAAAAAAAUCCCUUCUCACUGUCAGUUUUUAUUAAUACUCAAUUGUAAUCGUUCUUUUAAUAUUGUGCAUGAUAUGCAAAACAGCAUCAUAAAAAAUAUAUAUGUAAAUUCAAUUUUCAGCCUUCUUUAAUAACUAGGAAUAAAUGCCUGGUAUGUUAUAUAACACUUGAGUUGUGAGAUAAAAACAUGUGUUCAAAGACAAAGAGGGAUUAAUCUUUUCUGGCAAGAGAGUGUCCAUUCUGUGCUUUUAUUCUUUUUAACGAAGUUAAAUUUAGACAAAUGUGUGGCAUUUUCAUCGCGUUUUGGGAGCACAUAAAUAAACGCAACUGUUUACAGAAAUAAUUAAAUUUGCACAAGCAAGGACCUCUGUUACGAGCCGUUAUUUUCACCAUGGCUCGAAUUAGUGUAGCCAAUGGAGCAGAAAAUAAUCUUCUCGUUGACCGAUGUUUACGUUUAUAUUCAACAUCGAGCCUGGUUCAUAAUGGACAAUCGAACUGGAGCCUUGGAAUAAUAAUUGCGGUGGAUGUAAUGUCUUCAUAUCAUACAUUGUGUGCUCUUUGCAUUACCCAACAAAUUUGCAGGGUAUUGUACGCAGUGAAAACAAAUGUGGUGGAAUAGUGGUGCCAUGGUUAGCGAACCGCGCUUCGAAUCGAGUGACCGUUUGAUUCCCAGUCACAGCUAACAUCAGUGGCGAGGGAUCUGAACCGGUCCUGCUCACCUCCCCCCCCCCCCCUCCUUUCCCUAACCCACAAUGACCAUCGUGGUGAAGUAUGGUCACACAACCCCCACGACUGGCACAGUAAAUGUCAUGAUUCGAGCGCUGUAAUUAGCCGUGUUUGCAGUAAAAGGUGGCGAUGGCAAGGUAAGCGCAGCGUGCGACAGAGAGCUACCACCCUUGUGGUAUCUCUCGUCUUGCCAUGCAAACCAGUGGCCAAGAGUAUCUUAAAAUAAUCUGGGCCCUAUCUGAGGUCAUCUCGGCCUGCAAUGAGUGCCUGGUCCCGUGUGGCCAAGAACUUCCCUGAAUAGGUGCUUGCUAAGAGUGUUUGUCCAACAGCCUACGUAGUCUCGCUAUUUCGUAAUUUAAGUAGUGCCUCAUCGUCUGCCUUUAUUAGUUACACAUUUUUAACUGUAAUGUGCUUUUUUGAUAAACAAAAUGCUGUCUUGAUAAUUCUGUACUUUGUUACCAAAAAACAGAUUAAUUCUGUACUAUCUUUACAACAGUAAUACAAAGCUAAUUGAUGUAACUUUGGAGAGUUUAUGAAUUAUUAUUUUAUUAACCCGAGUGAAAAUGUAUCCCCGUAUACUGCAGAUUAGUUAUCAAAAAUGUCUGGAACAUUUAAAACAUUUACAGAUGAUAUUACUUGAGAAACAUCCAUUUAUAGUUCAUGGAAUUGCUGCUGAAACAAAAAUGUGUGUUUUUAUCAUAAGAUAAGAGGCUGCCCCUGAACUCUGUACAAUGUAAUCCCGCAUUAAAACGCUACUCUCCUAUUGCAAGAAUAAA
This is a messenger RNA of Petromyzon marinus (sea lamprey), 5157 nucleotides long. It is a transcript of the gene PAFAH2, whose product is annotated as platelet activating factor acetylhydrolase 2. Gene Ontology annotation, molecular function: 1-alkyl-2-acetylglycerophosphocholine esterase activity. Lineage: Eukaryota; Metazoa; Chordata; Hyperoartia; Petromyzontiformes; Petromyzontidae. The record is from RefSeq and is a predicted model, not a curated record.